Molecule: messenger RNA, 837 nt
Organism: Tremella mesenterica DSM 1558
Lineage: Eukaryota; Fungi; Basidiomycota; Tremellomycetes; Tremellales; Tremellaceae
Exons: 4
Coding region: 176-577 (133 amino acids)
Source: RefSeq, a predicted model, not a curated record
CUCUCCCUUCUUCCUCUCACUCUGCACAUGUUGACUGGCUCAUCACCUCACAUCUCUCCCGACUCAGUAACACCAACCCCUCUCUGCGAGUCAUCAACCCUCCCCAUCAACGAAUAGUCCAUCGGUCCUCGCUAUCAUCCGAGGUGGCAACAUAUCAUCCGCGAGAUAAGCCAGCAUGGGCCGUCAAUUCAGAGUAUACCUCGCCGGCGAGUCCGUCUUCGUGUGUAAACAAUGCGGCAACCAUUUGACCGUCAAAGAAGGUAUACUAUCUAAUCAAUUCACGGGUCAACAUGGAAAGGCCAUGUUGGUACAUCACGCUGUCAAUGUGUAUACUGGCGAACCAGAUGAUCGAGAGAUGAGAACAGGAAAGCAUACCGUUCGCGAUGUCUUUUGCAAGGUAUGUCACACGUGUGUCGGGUGGAAAUAUGAUUACGCCUUCGAACCCGAACAGAAAUACAAAGAAGGUCGAUACAUCCUUGAGAGAGCUCUGGUCGUCGAAAAGCCUGAAACAGGUCCAGAUCGAGGUAAACCGAGAAUCGACGAACUGCCGGUACGCGAACUCACCGCGAGGGUAUAGUCGUCUCGCGUUCAUCGUCUUUGUUGGUGUCUAUCACAUCCGGUUGUGAUACAGGGUUCAAAUCGUUCAAAGUCUCCCCGUGUAAUCAUCUCUCAUUUUUUGUAAAACCUCCUUUCAGCCACCGACCUGUAUACCUGUAUCGAUUCCAAUCUGCCAUUCGGUCACUUUCCGGAUCCUGUUGACACCUACCUAUCACUUCUGUUUUCUUAUCCAUUCAUACUUUCACUUGUUGUUGAUCAUGCAGUUGUUUCAGUCUCUGG